Molecule: messenger RNA, 1908 nt
Organism: Cladophialophora immunda
Lineage: Eukaryota; Fungi; Ascomycota; Eurotiomycetes; Chaetothyriales; Herpotrichiellaceae
Exons: 1
Coding region: 1-1908 (635 amino acids)
Cellular component (GO): nucleus
Source: RefSeq, a predicted model, not a curated record
AUGGAAGACCGUGCUGUUGACCCUCUGGCGGAUCUGCCUCAAUAUCUUCGGGACAUACUGACUCAGCUGCCAGAAGACCACACUGUUGCCCUCAGCGAGACCAGGGGCCCCUCAGUCCCGGAUGUCAAAAAGUUGUCAGAUCGAAGGAAAAGAUAUGCAUACCUGCUUCUAACCCGCCACCGCUUGACCCAGCUCCUAGCCGAAUGUCCAGGUCCAUGUCCGGACCUCAUUCUCCAGCGCGCUGAAGUCUACGAGGCUCUUGGGUACAGUGAACUGGCUCUGGCAGAUGCCUAUGUCUCGUACACCCUCUGUCUUGUGGCGUUGGAUGGCCCUGAUGUCUCAGAUCUUGAGCCGGUUGAUUCCGCAGGAAAUCCCUGGCCGGCUUCUGAUGGUGACCAGAGCGGGAAUGACUCAAACCCGGUGGCCCUGGAGCACAAGUACCGCUCCCUUGUUUUGAUGUGUCGCUCUGCCAUCAUCCUGGGCGUGCAAACACAAGCGAAACUGUGGAUUGACGAGGUCUUGGCGGUGAAGAGAUUUAUACGGCGUUUGAACGGGGAGGAGCCUCGAGAGCCCGUCCGGGACAUCGAGGAGGUAGUGGGAGACUUUUCCAAGUACUCCACUGUCUACGAGGAUGAGUCCAAGUUCCAUAAAUGUGUCAAGAUCCUCCGGCGCGAUGUCAAGCCCACCCUCUUCGGCUGGUGUCAGCGCCAAAUAUUCCCAUGGAAUGAGCAUGAGCCCGACAGAAUGUCCCGAGAGGCAUUGAUCGAUAUCAAUGAAAAGCUCCACGUGGCCGCCCCGGAUUUGGAAGUGGAAAUCUCGACACUGCCAACUCUUGCCCCGUCGCUGAAUGGGGGUAUGCAGAGGCUUUCUGUCGGUGAAGCAAAAACCUGUGGGUUUUCUACAGCUAACUGCUCUUCCCAACUGGGCUUAUUUGCCAAAAGGAAACUUGCACCUGGGGCGACCAUCUUGAGAGAGCGAUCGGUCCUAACCGCCAUCCGGCCACAUGGCGAGGCCCUCUGCGAUGCCUGUGCCGCUGAUAUAGAAGCUAUCGACCGAGAGGAUCGGAGAUAUUGUGCAGGGUGCAAUAUUCCUUUUUGCUCAGAAAAAUGUCAGACAGCUGCAAAAGAGCGCUAUCAUCGGCCGAACAAGGAAGACUACCAGACCGAUGAGGGCUAUCCUCCUGCUGAGGCGCCCUUCUGUCCUGGAACUAGUGGCAAUGACGAUCUCCACACACUUGGUCGGGCUGAAAGCUCAACUACCCCUGAAUGGGAUUUGUACUUUCUGCUCCUGUCCCGAACCAUGCAGCUGGCCGAAACCCAGACGCUGCACCCCUUGGAUCUCUUCGAAACAAAAUAUCUGUGGGGAGACUUCUCCCCGACGCCAGAAGUCAUGGACCUCCCGAUCAAGAGUGGUCCGAAAUCACUACCGUACAGCGUGCGCCACCAUGUCGAGCUACCUCUCCAAUGGUUCGAAGUUCUCAUGCAUUCGCGAGAGAGGUGCAGGCCAUACAGUGCAACUUGGUUGAAGAAAUACGACUGGUGGAUUAUUCAGACCCUUUUUGCCAAGUUUAGAGGAGUAGCUGACGCACAACAAUCGACCUGGACGGGCAAGCCUGAGGUCGCAGCCGUACAUCCUCUCUGGUGCUUGGCAAAUCACAGCUGCAAUCCGAACGUGACUUGGAAGCCUUCAGGAGUCAGAAAUCUGACCGUUGUUAGGGAGAGGGUAUGGGAGAGGCCCGAUAUUCCCUCACAGACCGCCUGGGAAGGUAUCCGUGCCGGCGAAGAGAUUUGGAACCACUACACCGAUGUGCAGGAAAAGGACUAUCGAGAGCGGCGAGGCCGUUUGCAGGCGGUCCUCGGUGGAGAUUGCCGAUGCGAGAGGUGCACCUAUGAAUCAAAGCAAAGUUGA